UUACCUUUGAUUUCCAUCAAGAUGAAGCUCUCAUUGUUAGUACUGAAUCUUGCCUUCAUUCCCACAUUGUUUGCAGCUUCUGCUGUACCUGAAAUUGAAGACGGUUUUGAACAUGUGACGUGUGGAAGCACCAUCAAACUCACCAGCAAAGCUAACGGGUACAAGUUACAUUCCCAUGGUGUGACUUAUGGUAGUGGAUCAGGACAGCAAUCUGUUACAGCAUUUCCCGACUCUGAUGACGGAAAUAGUUUCUGGAUUGUGGAGGCAGCUUCUGGCAAUAUUUGCAAACGAGGAGAGCCAGUACCUUGUGGAUCUUCCAUUCGUUUAAAGCACGCCAAUACACAGGGUUACCUUCAUAGUCAUCUUCAUCAAUCUCCACUUUCUAAGCAGCAAGAAGUGAGUUGCUAUGAUGGCAAAGAUAGUGGUGAUAAUUGGAAAGUGGAAUGUUUGAAUUCGGGUGAUACAACUUGGAUUCGUGAAGUGCCAGUUCAAUUGAUGCAUGAAGACACAAAGACUUAUUUAAGCAGUUACUCAAGAUAUGCCUUUGGGCAUCCUAUCCCUGGACAACUUGAAGUUGCUGCUGCUAAGAGUGCUACAAAGGAAUCACAAUGGAUGACACAGGAAGGUGUUUAUUUUGCUGCUGCAUCAAAACAAUAGAAAUCUAUAAAAAUGAGUGAUAGAGGAAUAGCGUUUUUCUUUUUUUCUUUUCUUAAA
Molecule: messenger RNA, 714 nt
Organism: Mucor mucedo
Lineage: Eukaryota; Fungi; Mucoromycota; Mucoromycetes; Mucorales; Mucoraceae
Product: MIR motif-containing protein
Exons: 5
Coding region: 22-657 (211 amino acids)
Source: RefSeq, a predicted model, not a curated record